AAGGAGAGUGUGGAGCAACGUCGAGCGGCAACCACGUCUCAGACACUGGCCAGUCAUCGCCUCGUCAAGGUGUGCACCGAUUGUUGUUCUCCUUAUCUUGCCCAGGCCUCUACAAUCGGCGAAUGUCUUUUUCGCUCUCCGUGUGAUAGACGUCCGGUUCCACUUUGCCGAAUAAAAUUCGCUGGGAGGGAAACACAAACAAACCAAACAAACAAAUAGGAUUUUAAAGUUUCUUAAUUAUAAUAGCCCCGGUUCGUGUGUGUGUUGUGUGUGUGUUUGUGUUUGUGUGUGCUCGAGUGUGUUUUUUGUUUUGUUUUUUUCUUCUCCAACCCCGUCAUGGAGUUGUUUGAUCGCACUUUUAUUUUACGUUCGCCAACUGGACGACUGUGAAAAUUGCCCUUGUAAGAUAAAAAGAAUAACAGUGGACAAAAGGGAGUUGCCAAGGAGCCAAAGGGAAUUUUUGGCGAGGAAGCCAAUGAACAAAACGACGACGCGUACCCCCCUAGGUGGUGUGAUGGACUAAUCUAACACCUCGUGCGGUACAAUAGUCAAACUGCAGGCCGUUGCCAGACAAAAACAUAUUUUUUGUGGGGAGGGAGAACCGCCUACUCUCUACAUUCAGUGGUCGUCCAUUCAUUUCUGCGGGUUUCUUAUUGAAACAAUUGACAAUUUGUUUUUAUUUUCGGAAUUUUUGAAAUUCCGGUUGAUCGUCUUGUUUUUCGCCCGCCUCACGAUGGGUGAAUCUGUGGUGGAUCAACUCGACGGUCCGGCAAGAGAGAAGGAGGAGGAAAAAAUUGCAGGCCACCGCCCAGGUCUCUGGUUAUCAUCAGUGGUCAUCCGAGUGUUAUUGCUCUUAUCGCUCCCUGAUCUGGGCGGAUCUUCUUCGACAACCAACCGACUGCCCAAUUUCCACGCGACAGAAGUUAUAGCUCUGGUCAGGGGCGUGGCCGAACUACCUUGCGAUGUGACUACUCCCGAUCCUGAAGAUCCCGUUCGACUGGUUUUGUGGUACCGCUCCGAUUCCUCGACGCCAAUCUACAGUGUCGACACGAGAGACUCGGAUUUCGGUGUGGCCGAGCAGUGGUCCGGCGGCGAAAUUCUUGGGCAGCGGGCCACCUUCCGGGCGGAUCGCCAUCCAGCCGCCCUCAUCCUGACCAACGUCAAAGCCAAAGACGAGGCAUCGUACCGCUGCCGCGUCGACUUCCGUCUGGCUCAAACCCGCAACGCCCACGUCAACCUCACCGUCAUUGUUCCACCGAGACGGCCCAUCAUCGUAGCCAAAGAAGGCCAGCUGACCACCUCGUCUACGCUAGCUCCCAUGACAGCCGGCCAAGCCCUUUCGCUCUCCUGUGAAACAUCCGGAGGGAAGCCGCUGCCGCGUCUGGUGUGGUUGCGGGACGGCCGCGUGAUCGACGACUCGUUCGUGACGACCUUUGAGAACACGGUGCGCAAUGACCUGUGGUUGCCAUCACUUGACCGCAGUGAUCUGGACGCCACGCUAACCUGCGAGGCGUCCAACUCCAACUUGACAAUGCCCGUCUCGACCAGCGUCACCAUCGAUCUUCACAUGCCUCCGUUGAGCGUCCAGCUAUUGGGAGCCGAUCAACCGCUGUCGGCCGGCAAGGAGGUAACGCUGACGUGUUUGGUCCUCGGCUCCCGGCCGCCGCCCGUCCUCACCUGGCAACUGGACGACCGCGUCCUUAGUGAAAUGUCCGCCCAACCGACGCCGACGGCCGGUUGGAACGAAACCAAGGGCGUCAUCCGGUUCACCCCGAUGGUGGAAGAUCGCGGCAAACGACUCAGUUGCCGGGCCAAAAACGUCAACAUUAGCCGAGUGACUGAGACGGGCGUCGUCGUCCUCGAGCCGCCAGCCGGACAACACCACAGCGCCGGUUACUUUCCCGAGCACUACAAAGAGGACGCCAAACAUCUCGUCGUUUACGCUCGGCCGGAUGUGCAGCUGACUCUCGGAUCCAAUCUAAUGGCCGCCAACAUCAAGGAGGGCGAUGACGUCUACUUUGAUUGCCGAGCCUCUGCCCUGCCACCCGUGACGCGUCUCGAAUGGUUUCACAACGAAAAGAAGCUGAGUCACAACAUUUCGGUGGGCAUCAUCACGACCAACCAGAGCCUGGUGCUGCAGCGCGUGAGCCGCCACAGCGCCGGUCGCUACCGAUGCUCGGCAACCAACCGUGAAGGGGAAACAGAGAGCGACGUCUUCCAUCUCAAUGUCAAAUAUGCUCCGUUCUGCCGGCCUGGCCAGCACCGAGUGUACGGCGUGGCGCGUCACGAGGAGGCCCGCAUCAGCUGCGACUUGGACGCCAACCCGUCCGGCUCGCUCCACUUUCGUUGGCUGUUUAACAGUUCAGCGGGCGUGAUCGAGUUGCCAGCCAGCACGUGGACGGCCGAAGGCAGCCGAAGCGUGGCCCGCUACCUGCCCAGCUCCGACCUCGACUUUGGCAGUCUCCUCUGCUCCGCUUCCAACAGCAUCGGCCAGCAGGCUGUCCCCUGUCUCUACCACGUUAUUCCGGCCGACAAACCGGACCCGGUGUCCAACUGCAGCGUGAGCCACCAGUCGUCCGAGUCGCUGCAGAUCGCCUGCAGCGAAGGAUUCAGCGGCGGAUUGCCGCAGAAUUUCCUGCUGGAAAUCUUCACGGCCGACGGGGCGCUGGCCGGCUCGGCGCCCGCUCCCCAGCAGGAGACCUCGUCGCAGCGGCCCUACCUGCCGGCCGAGCUCAAGACCUUCAACCAGACUUCCAUGAAGCCCGUCUUCAUCGUGCGCGGGCUGGACGCCGACACGACCUACGUCGGCCAAGUCACGGCCGUCAACGCCAAGGGCCGCAGCGAGUCGUUCGUCGUCCGCGUCGUCACGCUCCGCCCGCCCGAGACGCAGAAGAACGUCGGGCCGGGCAAAUCCGAAGUGGAUCCACCUCGACCGCAGCCGUCGUCCAGCAGCCAAAUCAGUCCGCUGGUGGCCAUCAUCACCGGUGUCAUUUCGGCCCUGUUCCUGCUGGCCUCGCUCCUGGUGGUGGCGCUGCGGCUCCAGUGUCGCCGGGCCCAGAUGAGGGCGGCCUCGGCGGCGGCCGUCGUCAUGUCGGCCUCGUCGGGAGCCCUUUCCAGCGGGCAUCGAGGCUCAGUGGUGGGCGGGGCGUCCGGCGGAGGCUCCGAGACCCUGCUCCUGGUCAAAUCGGAACAGCUGCACUCGACGACGACGCCGCUCUUUAGCAACUCGACCGACUCAGACGAUCGCAAUCCCGAUCUCAUUCCUCAUCGAGACGACGGUGAUCGUCUGCAGCCAACGGCCGUGAUGUUGACGACGACGGCAGCGGGAGGUGGUCCCCCGCUGGCUGCCAUGUUGACCGACUUGCCUCCGCACUUCUGCACGCGCCAAUUAGGCGUUACGAUGAUGGGCCAGGGCUCCUCAGCCACGCUCGGUCGCGGUAAAACCCGAUGGAGAGGCGAACAGGACGAAUUUGUGAGCCAGUCGCUGGUUCACGUUUCGUCGACUCUGCCGCGGCCGCCGCGACCUCCGUGGACCAAUUCCAGCAACCACCACGUCGGCAGCAGCGUGCAGCGCUUCAACGUGACGGCCCCGCCCUCGUCAGCUUCCUCGGCGGCAGCCGCCGCAGCGCUGGCCGCCAGCAAGAAGGAGAGCUCCGUCUGAAUGAUUGAAAGGAGAGAAAAAAACCCCCAAAAAAGCGGAGCGAUAUAUAUAUUUUUCUUUCUCAUCUAUUCGUUAACAGCAAAAAAAUAAAAGGGCGAGAGAUAUAGAGAGAAAAAAGAAAUAAGAAAGAGAGAGAACAAUGUGCAUGAUUAACGACCCGACUGCAUUCGGUUUUCGCCCAUCAAGCGCAACCGGCGGAAUCGUUUCUUCCCAAGUUCUUUUCUCCACACGACCUGCUCCCGACCGGUUGUUUCCGUUUCUCUCAUCUAUUUCUGACCCACCUCCCCUCCAUCACCAUCGGCUGCGCCAUGUGUAUACAAUCCGCAAAAAAGCAAUCACAGCAAAUAGUUAAUAGUCUGUCUGACGCGAUCAAAUCGAUGACACAGCCAGAGACUCUGUUGUUUUUAUUCCAUUGAGUUGUCCACACAAGAAGACGAAGACGAAGACGGAGAAGAAGACGAAGGUAUAAUAAUAGGAAAACCAAAUAAAACAAACAAACAAACAAAACAAAAAAAAAGAACACGCUUAUAACACAUAUGUAAUACACCGUAACGUCAACUGCAGCACUCACGGCAAAAAAGUUUGGAACGGAAAAAGUUCGUUGCCAUCGUGGGAAAAUGUCAGGAUUGAACGACAACCGGUUGACAAUUAAAAUGACGCAUUCACGGGCAACACGAACCAAAUGUAUGAUUUGUACAAACAAGACAAAAACUUAACUUGUAUACAUACGGUAGCGCCACACACAAGUUAUGAAAGAAAAAAAGAAUAACCAAAUUGAAAUGAUCUCGUCGUAUUUUUGUUGAAUUGCUCAUUCUUCUUCCCCCCCUAUAGCGUGCGCUGUCUUUGUUAUCAAACCAUUCCCGUCUCUCAACCUUAAUUUGUCUUUUGUUUUCUUAACUGGCCCAUCAAAAAAGUGCCGCAACCAUACGUGAAUAAUAUCGUGAAAAGAAUUUGAGUUUUUUUUUUCUUUUUUUAAAAAUAAUUACCUGCGAGGCCCCGUGAAACCAGUUUUGUCUCAUCUCAUAAACACCGGCUAGAAUACGGUACAUCAUCAACGUCUUUAGAUUGUUCUCUUUUUUAUUAAAUUCCACAAUUCCCCUGUCAAAAAAAUAAAAUAAAGUCCUUCCCCUCCCUCUCCCGUUCCCAAUCUAAUAAAAAUAAAAUUCAACAGUUGUUUGAUGUAAUCGUUCAUCGUACCGUUAACGGGCUCAGCGGCGGCAAUCUGGCGGAACUCGCCGCGAUGACGGAAUGAUGAUGACGAAAAAAAAAGAAAUGAUGAUACCAAAGGCGUGCAAAUGAUUAUAAAUAGCGAAGGGAAAGAUACAAAUAUCAUUGAAAAUUUGAAAUAAUGGCUUCCUGAUGAUCAAACAUGAAAUUUUGACAAAAAAAAAGAAAAAAAAAUUGAUUGUGCAUACUUAACUCGAUUGUCAUUUAAUGGGUCUCUUUGUAACUUUGAUGAAACAUUUCUUCGUUCAAAAAAUAUACAACACUAUACGGUAUGAAA
Messenger RNA from Daphnia pulex (common water flea), 5165 nucleotides. Its product is annotated as nephrin-like. The record is from RefSeq and is a predicted model, not a curated record. The transcript has 14 exons. Gene Ontology annotation, molecular function: protein binding. NCBI's taxonomy places the organism in Eukaryota, Metazoa, Arthropoda, Branchiopoda, Diplostraca, Daphniidae. The coding region runs from base 734 to 3661 and encodes 975 amino acids.